Molecule: messenger RNA, 225 nt
Organism: Dictyostelium purpureum
Lineage: Eukaryota; Evosea; Eumycetozoa; Dictyosteliales; Dictyosteliaceae
Exons: 2
Source: RefSeq, a predicted model, not a curated record
GUGGCCACAUCCACUUUAAAGAGUAGUGCUAGUCAAGGAACCAAAUCUGUAUCAUAUAAUUUUAUAAAUAGUAACAUUAAAACUUCACAACAAUCAGAAGCAUCAACUACUUCAUUCGCUAUACCAAAUAGUAAAGCACCAAUAAAUUCAAAUAAAAAUAGUUUUAAAUCAAUCCAAGUUAAUUCUAAUAAUAAUAAUAAUAAUAAUAAUAAUAAUAAUAAUUAA